AUGAAACGCGGAGAUGAACGAGAACUUUACAUUCCCCUGGACUCGCUCUCAAUAUCCUUCGUUCUUCUUGCGAUCCGCUAUCGCGUUCAUCAGCUGUACCCUCGCGAUCCUGAGCUACUGGAGCACAUGUGGAAGUUCAACGCGGGCGAGGGCGAUCAGACUAAGUGCAGGAAUAUCAGCGAACCUCGGAAGUGGAAGCAAAGCCUGGAGGAUGCUGCGCUCGGCAUGACCUUGUUUCCGCCGCAGAUGAAGUUGCGGGUGGGGAAGUGCGAGCGGCAUCGCUAA
Molecule: messenger RNA, 285 nt
Organism: Sparassis crispa
Lineage: Eukaryota; Fungi; Basidiomycota; Agaricomycetes; Polyporales; Sparassidaceae
Exons: 1
Coding region: 1-285 (94 amino acids)
Source: RefSeq, a predicted model, not a curated record